AGAAAAUAACAAAAUUGUGGACACGCGCACAAGUUAGGGUUUCGGCCUGAAAAUCAAACACAGUUACACUUCCCCGCGUGUUCACCGUUAGAUUCAAACUUCGCCGGUAGCAGCACUCGCCCAAGCUCGAAGGAAAUGGAGAACGAGAAGAAGGAAUCACCGUCGUUGGGAAAGCGAAGAGAACCCGAACUACCAGUUACAGUCCCAGAAACGGCAUCGAAGCCGAAACGAGCUCGCAGCGCUGAGCGCACGUGCGUGCACGAGGUCGCCGUUCCGAGCGGUUAUGUCUCAAGCAAGGACUCCGAGCUCAACGGAACUCUCUCGAAUCCUCUCCACAAGGGUCCCAUGGCGAAGUCGUAUCCCUUCACACUCGACCCCUUCCAACAGGUCUCCAUCGCGUGUUUGGAGCGCAACGAGUCCGUUCUCGUCUCCGCCCACACCUCUGCUGGCAAAACCGCCGUCGCCGAAUACGCCAUUGCCAUGUCCUUCCGCGACCGGCAGCGUGUCAUCUACACGUCUCCGCUCAAGGCCCUCAGCAACCAGAAGUAUCGUGAGCUCAGCCAGGAGUUCACCGACGUCGGCCUCAUGACUGGCGACGUCACGCUCUCGCCGAACGCCACGUGUCUCGUCAUGACCACCGAGAUUCUCCGCGGGAUGCUCUACCGAGGUUCCGAAGUCCUGAAAGAAGUGGCGUGGGUUAUAUUCGAUGAAAUUCACUACAUGAAGGAUCGAGAACGAGGCGUUGUAUGGGAAGAGAGUAUAAUUUUUCUGCCUCCGGCGAUUAAGAUGGUGUUUCUCUCCGCAACUAUGUCUAAUGCGACGGAAUUUGCUGAGUGGAUUUGUAAUAUCCACAAGCAGCCUUGUCACGUUGUGUACACUGAUUUUAGGCCUACGCCGCUGCAACACUAUGCGUUUCCCAUCGGAGGGAGUGGGCUGUAUUUGGUUGUAGAUGAGAAUGAACAGUUCAGGGAGGACAAUUUUCUGAAGCUGCAUGAUACUUUCGGGAAGCAGAAUUCGGCUGAAGGGAGGAGAGGAGGGAAAGGCGGUGGAAGAGGUGGGAAAGGUGGCAAUACUUCUGGUGGUUCUGACAUUUACAAGAUUGUUAAGAUGAUAAUGGAACGGAAAUUCCAACCUGUUAUCAUCUUUAGCUUCAGUAGAAGAGAGUGUGAACAACAUGCAAUGUCUAUGUCCAAGCUUGACUUCAACACCCCAGAAGAAAAGGAAACAGUGGAGCAAGUUUUUCGAAAUGCAGUGCUAUGUUUGAAUGAGGAAGACAGGUGCUUACCUGCUAUUGAGCUGAUGUUGCCUCUUCUUCAGCGAGGGAUUGCUGUCCAUCAUUCUGGACUUCUUCCUGUUAUCAAAGAAUUGGUUGAGCUUCUUUUCCAGGAAGGUCUUGUCAAAGCCCUAUUUGCUACUGAAACUUUUGCCAUGGGUUUGAAUAUGCCAGCAAAAACAGUAGUAUUCACUGCUGUUAAGAAGUGGGAUGGUGAUAGUCACCGAUAUAUUGGAUCUGGUGAAUAUAUACAGAUGAGUGGAAGGGCUGGGCGUCGAGGCAAAGAUGAGCGGGGAAUCUGUAUCAUAAUGAUUGAUGAACAGAUGGAAAUGAAUAACCUCAAAGACAUGGUUUUGGGUAAACCUGCUCCUUUAGUUAGUACUUUCAGGCUUAGCUAUUACUCAAUUUUAAAUUUGAUGAGCCGUGCUGAGGGUCAGUUCACUGCUGAACACGUAAUACGAAAUUCAUUUCACCAAUUUCAGUAUGAAAAGGCCUUACCAGAUAUAGAGAAAAGGGUGUCAAAGCUGGAGCAGGAGGUAAACUUGCUUGAUGCUUCAGGGGAGGCUGAAGUGUCUGAGUAUCAUAAGCUAAAAUUGGAAAUAGCACAGCUGGAGAAGAAGAUGAUGACAAAAAUAAUUAGGCCAGAAAUAAUCCUUUAUUUUCUUGUCCCUGGUCGAUUGGUCAAAAUCAGAGAAGGUGGAACUGAUUGGGGCUGGGGUGUUGUAGUCAAUGUUGUUAAAAAACCUUCUGGUGGUGGUUAUAUAGUUGAUACUUUACUUCAUUGUUCACCUUGUUCAACUGAAAACAAUUCACGGCCAAAACCAUGUCCACCUCGUCCCGGAGAGAAAGGUGAAAUGCAUGUGGUCCCUGUUCAAUUACCAUUAAUAUCCACUCUUGGUAAACUGAGGGUAUCUAUACCUUCUGAUCUUCGACCCUUGGAAGCAAGGCAGAGUGUACUGCUUGCUGUACAGGAGCUUGUCAAUCGUUUUCCGGGAGGUCUUCCAAAGCUUAACCCUGUAAAGGACAUGGACGUACGUGACUCAGAGAUAGUUGAACUAGUUAAUCAAAUAGAGGAAAUUGAGAAGAAAAUGUUUGCUCAUCCUAUGCAUAAGCGCCAAGAUGUGGAUCAAAUUAAAUGCUUUGAGAGGAAAGCAGAAGUGAAUCAUGAAAUUCAGCAACUGAGGACAAAAAUGCGGGAUUCUCAGCUACAAAAAUUUCGUGAAGAAUUAAAGAAUCGCUCCCGAGUCUUAAAGAAGCUUGGUCAUAUUGAUGGUGAUGGUGUAGUACAGUUGAAGGGACGGGCAGCCUGCUUGGUUGACACGGGGGAUGAACUCCUUGUUACUGAAUUGAUGUUUAAUGGUACUUUUAAUGACCUUGACCACCAUCAAGUUGCUGCUCUUGCAAGUUGUUUCAUCCCAGGAGAUAAAUCAAAUGAGCAGAUACAACUAAGAACAGAGCUUGCUAGGCCCUUGCAACAACUUCAAGAUAGUGCAAGAAGGAUAGCAGAAAUUCAACAUGAAUGCAAAUUGGAUAUAAAUGUGGAUGAGUAUGUUGAAUCAACAGUAAGGCCAUACUUGAUGGAUGUAAUAUACUCGUGGUCAAAGGGAGUAAAUUUUGCCGAUAUUAUACAAAUGACUGACAUCUUUGAGGGAAGUAUCAUUCGGAGUGCUAGAAGGCUUGAUGAGUUUUUGAACCAGUUGCGUGCUGCUGCAAAUGCAGUUGGAGAGGCUGACUUGGAGAAGAAAUUUGCAGCUGCAAGUGAAAGCCUUCGAAGAGGCAUUAUGUUUGCAAAUUCUCUGUAUUUAUGACGUCGUUUUCCUAUAGGCCAUUCGUUCUAUUCAUGGUUAUUCCGGCUGGCAGAAAGUUUACUUUCAAAUUCAACCUUGGGGGUGUACCCACUUUCUCUUGUAAGCCUUUUUGUGUAAAUAUUUCAUUAAACUAUUAGGGCAUGUUGUAAGGUUAGAUUGUGACCAAUAGUGAAGGUAGUCAAUAUAGAAUGAUAUAAAAAUCUGAUCUUUGGAAAACAUCCUGUCAAUGGGUGUGCUAUGAUAUGACAAACAUUUGGUCCAUUUAUUUCAGAGUAUUGCCUUCAGAACCCCUUGCCUGCCUUGGGGCUUGGGGAGUGAGGUGCUGAAGAUAUUUACCUGUAAUUGCGGAAUUUUUUUCAAUAUAAAUUUUGAUCGACAGUUCAUUAUUUUACGUUUA
Molecule: messenger RNA, 3478 nt
Organism: Vigna angularis (adzuki bean)
Lineage: Eukaryota; Viridiplantae; Streptophyta; Magnoliopsida; Fabales; Fabaceae
Product: DExH-box ATP-dependent RNA helicase DExH10
Exons: 16
Coding region: 136-3081 (981 amino acids)
Biological process (GO): RNA catabolic process; maturation of 5.8S rRNA
Cellular component (GO): nucleus
Molecular function (GO): RNA binding; ATP binding; RNA helicase activity
Source: RefSeq, a predicted model, not a curated record